GUGACGUGAUGUCGUGAGAGAGCCCGUGGCGGGUUGCGGCUCCGGGUGGCCUCACUCCUCACUCCUCAGUCGGCGAGAGUCGGUGCGCGCGAGUGGUCGCGGAGUGGACGCGGACGAGUGAAGCGGCGCGGCCGCUGAGUGUGAUGCGAGCGCGCCGCCCGCCAUGGCCACGCUCGGCCUCUCCAAGGUGUUCAUCCUCGACAAGUACUUCACCGAACUGCAGAAGUUCUGGGAGACGGAGAAAAAGCUGCAAGACGCGUCUUCAUCGAACGAGGCGGUUCACUUGCAGCGGCGACUGUUGAGCCUCAGCUCGGAGCUGGUGACGCUCCGCAACCAUCUACACGUGGGUGGCCAAUCGGGUGGAGGGCAGGCCCAACCCACCGCAAGCCCGCAGCCCGCGGUGCCACCACGGGCGCCGCUACUGCUGCCCCCUCUUCAGCCGCCACCGCCACCACCAGAGGUGAGAUGGCGCGGAGGCAGCGGCGCCGGCGAUGUCGACGACCUCGUCCACCUUCGGGGACCGCUCACCGAGGACGCCAUCGUGAGGGCGCUGCAGACCAGGUUCUACCAAAAUAAGUUCUACACGUCGGUGGGGCCAAUCGUGGUGGCGCUCAAUGCGUACGGCGACGCCGCCAACGCACUCACGCCGGCUGCGGCGCGCGCGCAACGUCCCGAGCUCACCCGGCUGGUGCGCGACGCUGUGCGUCACCAAGCAGAUUCGGGUUGCCCGCAGGCGAUCAUCCUUUCCGGAGUGUCAGGGUCGGGAAAAACGUAUGCUUCCAUGGUGCUGCUCCGGCGGCUGUUCGACGCCGCCGGGGGUGGACCCGAGACGGACGCCUUUAAACACCUCGCUGCCGCUUUUACCGUAUUGCGCGCCCUGGGAACGGCUGCGACGCGCGCCAACGCGCAUUCGACGCGCAUCGGUCACUUUAUCGAGGUGCAGGUCACCGACGGUGCGCUGUACCGCACCAAGAUACACUGCUACUUCUUAGACCAGACGCGCGUGGUGCGGCCUCCUGCCGGCGAGCGCAACUACCACGUCUUCUAUCACAUGUUGGCCGGCCUCGCGGCCGACGAGCGCGCCCGUCUGCACCUUGACGGCCUCACGUCUUCCGACCUACGAUACCUCGCGCCCGCCUUACCGGCGCGUCCUCGCGCCGAUGCCCCCGACGAGGACGCGGCGCGCUUCCAGGCUUGGCGCGGUUGUCUCGGCGUGCUCGGCAUCCCCUUUUUAGACGUGGUACGCGUGCUCGCCGCCGUGCUGCUCCUCGGAAAUCUCGUCUUCGUCGAGAGUUCGGACGGCGGCGCCGAAGUGGGUGACGACGCGACAUUGGCGGCGGUGAGCGCGCUGCUGGGCGUCGGCGCCGCUGCUCUCGCGCGAGGCUUGGCAACGCGGAGCGCUGCCCGAGGCCGAGUGCGCACGCCGGCGACGGCGGCCGCCGCCUCGCUGGCGCGCGAUUCGUUGGCGAAGGCCCUCUACUGCCGGACGGUGGCCACAAUAGUGCGGCGCGCCAACUCACUGAAGCGGCCGGGUUCGACGUUGGGCACGCUGUCGUCCGACUCUAACGAGUCUGUGCACCAGGAUGCUGCGUCACGCCGCGCGUCGACGGCCGGUAGCGGCGCGCGGGGUCGAGCGGGCGCGCGCUCAAUGGCCGUGCUCAACGAUGCGGUGCGUCACGCCACCGACGGCUUCGUGGGCAUUCUCGACAUGUUUGGCUUCGAAGACGCUGCGCCCUCCCGCCUCGAGCACCUCUGCACCAACCUGUGCGCAGAGACCAUGCAGCAUUUCUACAACACCCACGUCUUCAAGUCGAGCGCAGAGUCGUGCCGCGAAGAGGGCGUGACGGGUGCUCUGGAGGUAGAGUAUGCUGACAACGUGCCGUGCAUCGACCUAUUGUCUUCGCUGCGCAGCGGGCUGCUGGCGGCGCUCGACGCCGAAUGCGCCGCCCGCGGCUCGGCCGAGCAAUACGUGGCCCGCGUACGAGCGGCACAUCCGCGCCUCGGCGACGCGCGGCCGCCGCACCCGCGCCGCUUCACCGUGCGCCACUACGCUGGCGAAGUGGUCUACGACGCCGCUGACUUUCUCGAGGCCAACCGCGACGCGGUUCCGGACGACCUGUUAGCCGUCUUCGACACUCGUGCUUGCGAGUUCGGGUUCGCCACCCACUUGUUUGGGGCUGAACUGAAGGCGCUGGCGUCGGCCGGCGGACCGGCGGGCUCCGCUUUCCGCGCGUCUCCCACGGCGGCCGGUGGUGCUUCGGGCGGUUCCACGCUAACGCAAGACUUUCACACGCGCUUAGACAAUCUACUGCGCACGCUCGUGCACGCCAGGCCUCAUUUCGUGCGCUGUCUACGCGCCAACGCCACCGAGACGCCCGUGCUCUUUGAUCGAGCCACCGUAGCCUCACAGGUGAGAGCGCUACAGAUAUUGGAGACGGUGCAGCUGAUGGCGAACGGAUUCCCGCACCGCAUGCGAUUCCGAGCCUUCUGCGGGCGAUACUGCGGGCUGGGGGCCCGAGGGAAGGAUACUGCCGCCGAUAGCGGAGAAGCGUCGUGCGCGCGCGUCUUACGCGUCGCCACCGCAGCCGCGCCGCCUCCGUCGCACUCGCCUGCCGCCAUCCGCUGGGCCAUAGGCAAGCGACACGUGUUCCUCAGCGAGGGCAUGCGACAGGUGUUGGAGCGUAUGCGGCGCGCCCGGCGUCAGGCGGCGGCUCGCUGCAUCCAGACCGCGUGGCGGCGCCAUCGCGCCAUGUGUCCCGACGCCCCCGUCCGACCCCGACCGGCUCCAAUCGCCGGCACCCCGCCGCCGGACUCCAAGUGCGACCCCGCCCUCGUCAAGAAGACCUGCUCGCUCUUCGGCCUCGAUUUGGAGCGACCUCCGCCGCUACCUCCGUCCCGCGCCUACACCGUGUCCAACGGCGUGAAACUGGGCUAUCCGCAACAACGCACCGUGGCUACGGACUGGGACGAGGCCGGCGUGCGCCUUCGCGCCGGAGAAGCCGUGCUGGCUCUGGGCGCCGCGUCCCGCGGGCGCGUGUCGGUGCAGGUGGGCGGGCGCACGGUAUCGGUGCCGCACUCGCUGCUCUCGCCGCCCCGCGCCUCUCGACCAGCCCCGCCCCCGCCUCCACCGCCUUAGCCUGGUCGUCGCGAGAAGAGCGGCUCGAGUAUUAAUGACCGUGUGCUUCUAUAGACUGUGGAAAGUGAAAAUGACAUCACAUACGAGUUGACCGAAUACGAGUCUACUUAAUGUGUGACAAUUUGUUUAAUUGUGUACCUAUAGUGUAAUUUAUGACUAUCAGUAUUUACAUAUUACCAUAAUACAGGAUAACGAUCGCUAGGUGAGAGUCCGAUAAAGGUACGCGUGACGCAUGCAGCUGUGCCUCGUAAAAUGGUAUUUUCUGUUUCCGUCGCGCCCCGCCAAUGCUAAUUGGCCUGCUGCCACCUCUCGCACCCUCCGUCUCGUAAGCUUGCCAAUAAGAGUCUGAUACAUUGUAAGUUGUACGGAGAAAGUUAUUAUAUCUAUAAAUAAAAGUGUAUAUUCAAA
This is a messenger RNA of Pieris brassicae (large cabbage white), 3544 nucleotides long. It is a transcript of the gene dachs, whose product is annotated as unconventional myosin-IXb. Gene Ontology annotation, biological process: actin filament organization; vesicle transport along actin filament. Bases 164 to 3136 code for a protein of 990 amino acids. NCBI's taxonomy places the organism in Eukaryota, Metazoa, Arthropoda, Insecta, Lepidoptera, Pieridae. The transcript has 9 exons. Gene Ontology annotation, molecular function: cytoskeletal motor activity; ATP binding; actin filament binding. The record is from RefSeq and is a predicted model, not a curated record. Gene Ontology annotation, cellular component: myosin complex; actin cytoskeleton; vesicle.